GGGGUGAUCCGAGAAGUUGAGAGCGGUGGUGUAGUAAAUGCUAUACAAAUGUGGUCGUGUCUCGUCAUUACUCGCUGCAGCUACUUGUGUUGGAAGGUGACCGAGCUUCAAUGUCGAGCUCCUUGUCUUGAAAAUUGAAGUUCAGUGAUGUGCGAUAGUUGUAUUUGUACAUAGGCAGAGUUUCAGGUAAUCAAGUGCUCGCUUUCGUUGUCUCAUCAGCUCAUGUGUGCAGAUACUCCUUCAAUUUGGAGUACUGGAAGUGUUGAAGCAUUGUUGGAUGUUUCAUUCUUACUUUGUUAUGAUAGGUUUCGGGCGGAAGAGGAUUGCGUUUUGAGCAGAAGGCAACUUCCUUUUUCGAUAUUCGAAUGACCUGACUCUGUUCUAUUCGACACACCUCUUGACAGGGCUCCUGUCAAAUUUGUAAUACUGCGUGGUAAAGGUGUUCUGGGAGGCGCGUGCGAGGGCGGAAUACCCUUUGCGAGAAGGUCAUCCCGGGUUGGGCGUUUAACCAUGGAGACAACAACAGUCGAUUGUGGUUCCAAGCUGAGAAACUUAUCUUGGACUAUCUGAAUGGCGACAUUCUAAUCGGGGCUCGGCUAACUUGUUGCUAGUUUUUAUGGGCAAUUGGAAGUCAGCUCCACAACGAUCUUUCUUUUUGGAGGAAGAAACGCACCACCAUCUUUGUACCUGGGACGUCUUUGUUGUACAGAACGAUACGAAAAUGUGUAGUGAAACCUUGUAGGAUGAAUCGCUAGCCGAACCACUGGCGUGCAGACCGCAGAAUUUAAUUUCUUGCGAGAGUGGGGAGGCUGAGGUGGUGGGGCUAUCCGUAGGCCUCGCAAACGAUGGGCUCCACCAUCGAGCAAGUGCAGAAACCUAUGAUCGCCAGCCCCAGCGCAUGGGAGGAGUCGUACAGGCAGCUGCCUUGUCUCUUCUUUGGGCUCUUGGUCACGUGGAUGGUACUAGUGUGUGUGUGGACUCUGAACACUUGGACCAAGCGGCAAUGGCAGACUAGUAAUUUGCAAUGGGUAUUGACAAUUGUCCCAAUGCUCAAGGCGAUUGUCCUGGGCCUCUCCUUCAUAUUCUGGUAUUCGUGCCUGAACUUGAGCACUUGCUCAUUCUGGGUAGCCUUUGGAGUUUUUGUAACACGAAUUUUCUUCGAGACUGCGUGCUUUGUUGCCUUCCUCCUGAUCGCCCAUGGCUACUGUACUAUGCACGAGCAGCUUACUAUCACUGAACGCCGUAGCAUCGCCGGCCUUGCCUCGCUCUUGUACUUGACCCUCACUGGUUACAAAGCAGCUGUUCCUCAAUUUGGUGUGUUGGUGGUGUUAAUUUAUGGGCUACUUCUUUACGUCAUUGUUGUACACGUUGCUCGGAACCUGUCAGCACUGAGAGCACAGCUACAGCAGAUUCAGGAGGAGGGCAUUCACAUGUUGCAUUCAGCUGUUUACACCAAGUACACUAUGUUCAAAAAUUUUCAGCGUGCAAUGCUGAUAAUGGCUGUUGCUGAAAUUUUGAUGUAUGGACUGGCUGAUGGUAUAGGCAAGGAAUAUUGGGUGCGCCUGCUUCUCCGAGAGUUUGUAGAGAUUGGAAUCUUCUUCUACAUUGGAUGGACCUUCAGAUCCAGAGAGCUGACCCCAUUUUUCACCGUUAUUCCAACUCUGCAUCCCUCUGGUCAACGUAUCUUGCCACCAAUUUACUGUGUGGAAAUUAAUGAAAAGCAGUUUAAUAACUUGGAUCACAAAGAAUGGCACAUUGGAGUGCCAGCCUCGAUCUCUGAAAACGGAGGUACCCACAAGCCAAUGUUGGUGAUAGUGCAGAAUCCAGGAAUGUCUGAUUUUGCCUCCAGUGAUGACCUCGUCAAGAAACCAAAUAAGCUAGAGGACACUUUCCACAUGCGCCCCAACUUUCAACGGGUAGCAUGUCACACCCAGCCGUCAGUAACGUCCUCCAAGGGGCCCGGCCUAUUUUCAUCCAUGAUUGAUUACGAACGGCUGCAGCUUCGACAACGAAGUUGUGGAGAUCUCUCCUCAAGUAUUGAAUCUGGUAGCAGGAGAGACAAUCAAUUUCCUAGCUCUUGUGAGCAGAGUGUAAAAGAGGGAAGCCGAUUUCCUGAUGGUAAAGACGUCAAGAAUCCUAUAGUAUUUGUUAGCGAUGUAGUGGUGGACCUGAAAGGAUUGAAAGGCUAUUCACUUCUUCAGUGCGAAUCUCCUUGUGGUGAUUACCGAACGUUGCACUCUAGGUCAACCUCAAUUCUGACCUCGCAAGAGCUCGCUCCUCUCCAAUCCAGCAUUGUUUGAUCCAAUUUCCAUUACACCCUCGUUUUGUUCUUGCAACCAGCUACCUUCUCAAAGUUGGGUUGCUCGUGGAGGAACUGUGAGUCUUGAACCUAUUACCGAUCAUUCCGAUGGGCAUGCCAUCUUCUCAAUGACUAGGAGAAACAAGUAGUUGUAUGAUGUACAUAUAUAGAGUAGAUCAGCUUUCCUCAAGGAUGAGGUCGACGCGGGGAAUUAUUUAGGUAUAAUUCUUGGUGAUAUUGUAAUGUGAAAACCUCGUGCUGGAUCUGGUCAUCCUAAACCAUUAAUAGUUGUACCAUAUCCAUGUAUACAAAGUAUGCUUUGGACAAGAAUUCCAGUUUACGAGUACUUGACUGAC
Molecule: messenger RNA, 2655 nt
Organism: Physcomitrium patens
Lineage: Eukaryota; Viridiplantae; Streptophyta; Bryopsida; Funariales; Funariaceae
Source: RefSeq, a predicted model, not a curated record